This is a messenger RNA of Ornithodoros turicata, 1026 nucleotides long. RefSeq lists its product as uncharacterized. The transcript has a single exon. Bases 1 to 1026 code for a protein of 341 amino acids. Gene Ontology annotation, molecular function: nucleic acid binding. Gene Ontology annotation, biological process: DNA integration. Lineage: Eukaryota; Metazoa; Arthropoda; Arachnida; Ixodida; Argasidae. The record is from RefSeq and is a predicted model, not a curated record.
AUGCAGCCUCUCACCGACCUCCUUAGGGCUUGCAAGUCGGCAUCGGCUCUGCUGGAGUGGUCGGAGGAAGCUGAGAGGGCCUUCUGCGCUGCUAAGGAGUCCUUGGCGAACGCCACCCUUCUUGUGCAUCUGGAUUUGGUUGGGCCGCUUCCCAUCUCGCAGGGUAAUCGAUACCUCUUCACCUGUGUUGAUAGGUUUACCCGUUGGGCGGAAGUGGUUCCGAUCCCCGACGCCACGGCCGACACUGUUGGUCGUGCAUUCCUCUUCGGUUGGGUCGCGCGCUUCGGCUGCCCUGGCAUCGUCACCACAGAUAGAGGUCGCCAAUUUACCUCCCGUAGCUUCGGAGCCCUCCUCUCUGCCAUCGGCGCGAAGCAUUCGAAGACCACGGCCUACCACCCUUCAGCGAACGGCAUGGUCGAACGUCUGCACAGGCAGCUGAAAGCCGCCAUCUGCGCGAGAAGAAACUCGGCGAAUUGGGUCGAUCACCUGCCCUGGGUGCUCUUAGGUAUUCGCUCUUCCCUCAAGCAGGACCUCCAGUGUAGCCCCUCGGACUUGGUAUUUGGUUGCCCGCUGAGUCUUCCCGACGACUUCCUCAGCUCCCCCUCCCCCGCGCCUCCCAGUGCUCAUGACUUUGCCGCACAGCUUCGCGACCAUUUCCGGGAUCUUCAGCCCGCUUCCCCACGCCAGCCAACUAAUAGGAAGAUCUUUGUCCACCCGGACCUCAAGACCUCUUCUCACGUCUUCGUUCGCGCGGACCACGUUAAGCCGCCACUCACCCCAGCGUACACUGGUCCCCACCGCUUAUUGGCGCAAGAUGAGAAGACGGUGACAGUCGACAUCAAUGGCCGCCCGGAGGUACUCACGAAAGACCGAGUCAAGCCCGCCUACUUCGACGCACUACUCUCUCCCGUCCAUCUUCCGGAGUCGCCUCCACUUUGCCCGGUUCCCCGAUCACUACCCUCCUCAAGAAAAGUCUCCUGGCAUUCUCCUCUGGUUACCUACCAGUUUAGCAUCUUCGCCGCCUAA